This is a messenger RNA of Python bivittatus (Burmese python), 1422 nucleotides long. RefSeq names its product protein Z, vitamin K dependent plasma glycoprotein (gene PROZ). Gene Ontology annotation, molecular function: calcium ion binding; serine-type endopeptidase activity. Gene Ontology annotation, cellular component: extracellular region. Gene Ontology annotation, biological process: blood coagulation; proteolysis. The record is from RefSeq and is a predicted model, not a curated record. Lineage: Eukaryota; Metazoa; Chordata; Lepidosauria; Squamata; Pythonidae.
ACUGCUGGAGUAGAUGGGCCAGGGGUCUGAUCCAGCAAGGCACUGCUUAUGUUCUUAUGUAAGCCAUGAUCAGCAGACUAGCGUAGGUGAAGCCAGGUGCUGAUUCAAAGUUUUCUUCUCUUUGGCUGGAGCAGCUGGCACAGUGUUCGUGUCAACAGAAGACGCAAAUCAAGUCCUGACAAGAUCCAGACGUGCUGCUUUUAUGUUUUUUGAGGAAAUUUUCGAAGGGAAUAUAGAAAGAGAAUGCCUUGAGGAAAGGUGUACGCGUGAGGAAGCAAGAGAGGCUUUUGAAGACACAGAAGACACUAAUGAAUUUUGGAGCGUCUAUUUUGGUGGUAUGCAGUGUUCUUCCAACCCCUGCCUUCAUAAUGGUGCAUGCAGGGACACAAUUCGCAGCUACACGUGUGACUGUAGAGAUGACUUCGAAGGAAUAAACUGCGCUUUUGCUAAAAAUGAGUGCCGCCAUGAAAUCCACGAAGGGUGUCAGCAUUUCUGCUAUCCAGAACUCAACUCUUACCGCUGCUCGUGUGCCAAAGGCUAUGAAUUGGGGGAAGACAGUAAAUCAUGCAUUCCACAAGGUGGAUGUGCAUGUGGAAGACUUCAGGAUCAUCUUUCAUUUCAACUCAGUGCAAGUGACAAGACUUACAGAGAAUUCCCCUGGCAGGCCUUGCUGUUAAACUCAGAAGGAAAAUGGAUCUGUGGAGGUGUUCUCCUGAAAACUAACUUUAUAUUGACUACAGCUGAAUGCGCCAAGCUGUCUCCUAUUAGUGCUGUGAUUGGCAUCAACAAGUCACAAAGACCAGUUCAAGUAAUACCAGUGAAAGAAUCAAAUAUAUACACCCGCUAUGACAGCACCACUGGCGAGAACAACGUGGCUUUGCUUGAGCUUAACAGCCAAAUUGACUGCGACAGUAACCAUUUGCCCAUAUGCGUUCCAGAAAGGGAUUUUGCAGAGCAUGUUUUGAUCUCAGAAAUGGAAGGUAUUCUCAGUGGCUGGAACGCAAAUGGAAAUCACCUGACACCCUCCCCAGUGGAGAGGUCGGUUUUAUACCUCAAUGAGAGUGACUGCAAGCAAAUUCUCAACAGAAAUCUGAUAACAAGGGAAUUCUGUGGUUCCAGUCAAGGGCAAGCAAGGGAAAUGCUUGCGGGAGGAAGUUUUAAUGCUGUUCCCUAUAAAGGCACAUGGUUUCUGACCGGGGUUUUAGAACCAUGGGCAACAGAAACAAUUAACUGGGAAACAUUUGUAUUUACCAAGACCUCAAGAUACAUGAUGUGGUUUAAACAAAUAAUGGGAUAAUUAAAAUAUAAAGACAAAAAACUAUAUAAAAUGAGGAGCCAGUGUGUAAUGUAUUCAGGUCUGAACCACUGCCAUAAAUAUUAUGUAUGCUUAUCAAUGAAAAUAAAACUUUUUUCCUUCUUCCA